CUUCCCUAUUCGGAUAGAUCGAUCGACGAAUCACGAAAACGAAAAAGCUUUCUGGCUAGGGUUUGUUAUCUGUGUCAAUGGCGAGCCUCACCGGGGAAGGAUGGGAGUCCAAAUUGGAGGAUAAAGCGCCGACAGACAAAAGGCCUCGAAUUGAAUCCGAUGACGGUGGCGACAAAUCUAUUUGUGAAGCUGGAGACGAUAGCGACAAAUCAGCUGGAGACGAAGGCGAAAAAUCUGUUUGGGAAGGUGGAGACAAUCGAAAAAUACCUGUAGACGAUGAUGAGUAUUACAGCGAUGAGAUGCCCGACGAGGUAUAUGAAGAAUAUGCUAGACAGGUUAACGAGAGCGAGUGUUUCGAGGUCGAGGACUUCAGGCAAUAUUUCAUGUAUAAUAUGGUGGUGCCAGUUGAUAUUGAUGACCAUUAUCUGAAUUUAAUCACUCCUUUCGCAGAGUUGGGGAUAAAGCAGUUCAACAAGGAUGAGAAUGCGAAUUUUGAGUUUGUGAGGCUUGUGAAUCUUACCGCAAGGCUUGUCCGUGGUACCAACUUUUACGUUACCUUUGAGGCAAAGGAUGCUGAUGGCAGUCAAAUUAAGACCUUCCAAGCUCUGGUGUUGUCAGCACCAGGACGUGAGAAAGACGAGCUCAUAUUUUGCAGGCUGAAACCCCCACCCACCAAAAUGCAAGGUACUGAGCAUGAGCAGGCUGGGCAAGGCCUCACUUGUUCCUGAUCUGUUAUCUGAGUGCAGACGCCGAGUGGAAAGCCCAGGCAGGCAACAUCUGUGUUGCUUCAUCUGACUGGAGCUGUAGCGGGAUUUGCAGGUCUUCUGAUAGGAUCGAGGAGGUCCAUAGUCGGUGGGGAGAGGGUGAGAAUGCUUGGAAUUCUUCUGAACUUGAAGAACUGAGUUAAAAAGAAUAGCUUUGCAUGUCAUGUAUUUGUGUUGGUAUACAGAGCAAAAUCAUCCUAACAAACCCGAGAGAGAGAGAGAGCGGCCAUACUGUGGGAAUGUGCUCCAUUUUAGCGAAGAGCUACUCUGAACAAUAGCUAGGAAAAGAAGGCUGAGGCUUUAAGCCUGUAACCACCUAGUCCAUUCUUUGAUUGAAGGCUAAUUUGUAAGUUGCAGUUCCUUGGCUGUCAAGCUCCUUAAUAAAUACAAAUCUCUGGUGGAUUUUCUGCCCUCGUUUCAGUA
Molecule: messenger RNA, 1187 nt
Organism: Tripterygium wilfordii
Lineage: Eukaryota; Viridiplantae; Streptophyta; Magnoliopsida; Celastrales; Celastraceae
Exons: 5
Coding region: 78-728 (216 amino acids)
Molecular function (GO): cysteine-type endopeptidase inhibitor activity
Source: RefSeq, a predicted model, not a curated record